AUGAGAAUUUUUGUGGUGCCACCAACUGGAGAUGAUAGGAAUGAAAAUUAUGAUAGGACAGUUGAUGUAACUCCAGUACAUGGGACUAUAGUUGAGGGGAGUAUAAACACUAGUGAAAAGAAUGGUAAUAGAGUAAAACCUAAUGCUGGAGAUGAUAGGAAUGCUAAUGAAGGACAACCUAAUGCUGCAACUGAAGUUUUCAUAGACUUGAGUGAUGACAGUUUUCAAAUUGAGGAUGAACCAAAUGAUGAAAAUGAUGAUGAAGAUGCAACAUAUGCAGCUGAUAAAGAUGAAGACUUCAAUUUUGAUGAUGCAGAUGUAGGUGAUGAUGUUGAAGAUGCAGCUAAAUUGAAUGAAGAUUGUAAUGUUGAGAAUGAACAUGCAUGUGCUGAUGAUGCAUCUGAAUAUGCAGGUCUUAAAGAUGAAAAUGAUGAACUUGACAGACAAACUGAGUAUGAUCCAAGUGAGGAGUUGAUAAGUUUAGCCAAUGAAAGUGAUGAUGAUGAUGGGAAUUGUGUAACUUCUACAAACUUGAACUUUAAUGUGAGGAGGGACUUGAGAAUCAAGAAACUACAAGUUGGACAGAAGUUUGGUUCAGCAGCUGAAUUUAGAGAAGCAGUGAGGGAUAUAGUAAUCAAAAGGAAGUUUGACCUCACUUUUGUAAGGAAUGAUGGAGAUAGAGUGACUAUCAUAUGCAAACAAGAAUGUGGAUGGAAGAUUCGUGGAUCUUCCAACACUAAUGAUGACUCAUUUCAAGUAAGAGAAUUCAAUGAUAAACAUAAUUGUACAGGUGUAAGGGUGAAUGGACAUGUGACAUAUAGCUAUAUUGCUAAGCAUUAUAUUGGGACAGUUAGGGCUGAUCCUGGUUGCACAGUGGCUGGAAUAGCAGAUACAGUUGAGAAAGAUCUUCAUGUUGUUGUGACUAAGCAGAAGGUUAGAAGGGCAAAGAGUUUGGCUAUACAACUUAUCGAGGGUAAUCAUGAACAACAAUUUGGAAGAGCAAGAGAUUAUUGGCAGCUGGUUCUUCAAAGUAAUCUUGGAAGUGUUGCUAAUGGACCCUAUGGGGGCCACAUGUUGGUUGCAGUUGGUAGGGAUGCCAACAAUGGCUUAUUCCCUAUUGCAAUUGCUUGUGUUGAGUCAGAAUGUAGGGACUCUUGGGAAUGGUUCUUGAAUGAAUUGAUGGGAUUGGUUGGUAACUACCUUGACUUCACAUUUAUCUCAGAUAGACAGAAGGGCCUAGUUGAGAUAUUUGAAAACAUGUACCGUGGAGCAGACAUAAGAUUCUGCCUGAAGCACUUAUAUGACAAUUUUAAGCUAAAAUACAAAGGUACAAGACUAAAGAACUUAUAUUGGGAUGCAGCCACCGCAUAUACUACAUCUGAGUUUGAGCUUUACAUGCAAGAAAUGAGGAAUGUAGACAAAAAUGCAUAUGAGUAG
Cornus florida is the source of this 1437-nucleotide messenger RNA. RefSeq lists its product as uncharacterized. The record is from RefSeq and is a predicted model, not a curated record. NCBI's taxonomy places the organism in Eukaryota, Viridiplantae, Streptophyta, Magnoliopsida, Cornales, Cornaceae. The coding region runs from base 1 to 1437 and encodes 478 amino acids. The transcript has 4 exons.